Messenger RNA from Paramuricea clavata, 20105 nucleotides. The record is from the annotation of a GenBank genome assembly. Lineage: Eukaryota; Metazoa; Cnidaria; Anthozoa; Malacalcyonacea; Plexauridae.
CAUAUACAGAACGAUGGUGUCGAUUAAAAGGAAAUCUUCUAUUUUAUUGUAAAGGAAAUGAAAAGGUAUAGAAAUUACUUUGUUUCGUGCCUUUUUUAUAUAAUUGGAUUAUUUUUAUAUAAGUAUAUAUGAAUUGAAAUUAACAACGAAAACAAACAAGAGAGCGUGAAACAGUUUCAUAUAUAAAGCUCUUGAUUUAAAUUAUUUCUUCAAGUCAUCAUCAGAAUUAUUUUACAAUAGACCUUACCGAUUAUUCUCCUUUACCCAAUGGCCUGGUUUCCAUGUUAACUUAUUUUAGCAUGUCAGGGGCAGAUAAAGAUUAUAUUCCCAUGCUUUCCUGGACGAAUUUGUUUCUUGGUGUUCUUAGGCUCAAUAACAAAGUAAUUUUCAACCUACUAAGCACAAAACAUGAUUAAGUAUUUGACACGAAAACGAGGCCAUUGGAUGAAAAGUGAAUAAACGGUAAGGUCUAUUAAUGAGUAUCAAAUUCCGUGCUGUUUGCAUGUUUGCGUUCUUGCAUUCGUCGGGAGUAUCUGAUAGGUUGCUUAGGUGAUGAUGAUCCAAUUUCAUUGGUAGUUGAAGGAUGGAUUAGGAUUGGAUAGCUGGAUUAAUUUUCUUGCUGAUGGUAUCAUUGAAAUGAUGGGAAUGUGCGUUUCUGGAUGUGACAGGAAGUGUUGUUGGAAAAUUAGUAUAAAUAUUAGUGUUAUUGUUAUUGCUAGUAGUGGCAUUAGGUAGCUUUCUUAGUCGUAGUUAGAUCGUCAGGAUUUCAAUGUGUCGGUGGAUUGUGUUAUUGUCCAUGCUGUGCCAUGCUUCUUUGAAUUCCCAUAGAUGUUUCGUUUUGUGGGUAUCCGGUAGUUCAGCGUGUGUCCGAUUGAAUGCAAACUAAAAUUUUUCUAUAUAUAGUUUCAAAUGUUAUUUAUUAUAAUCUUAUCUUGUUUUCCUUGUCAGACAUCGGAACUUGCUGGCUUGUUAGUUUUGGAACGAUGCAGUAUCAAUAAAGAUCUAAAUUCUAGCAGGAAAUAUGCAUUUUCUCUAGGUAUGUCCGACUUUACUAUACUUUAUAGUGUAAAGAAAAAGUUUCACCAAUACUCGACUAACUACGAAUGCGUAUCUAGUAAACUAACUAUAACAUUACCCUGUGAAAAAAGCGCGUGCGAGCCUGUAACGUAUCGAUUGCGGACGUGCGGAGACGUCCCACGACCAGUAAGUAAGCAUAACCCGUUGCUGAAAAGUCGAUAGACCAGUGACGUUACCCAUUGUAUAAAGGUGCGUUUACACGUAUGUGUAACCCAAUAAGCACACGUAAAAUGGCCGCAUUUCAAAUUUUGCCAUAGACUGAAUUGCAGCUCAAUUCUGGCGUCAGAAGUAAUUUUCAUACGCCAGAAUACGAAUCGUAUAUGAGAAAUUACAGCGUGUAAUUUAACGUAUACAUCAACGUCGUACGACCAGUAACGUUAUCCAUUGAGGGGACGUCGCACGACCAGUAACCUUAUCCAUUGUAGAGACGUCGCACGACCAGUAACGUUAGAGACCUUACGAUUUUAGGACGGCAACGCGACCACAACGGCUACCAAUACAAUAGAUCAUUGAAAAGAAUUGAGUAAUUACAAUAUAUGAAUAAUUUAGACAUUGUCCUCGCUCUGUUUACAACGCUAAAUCACAAAUUUUUAUGUCUUGAUACAACGGCUGCAUUCCAAACCACAAGUGCAACUUCAAACUGGGUUUAGCAGAACUCUUCCCAACCAUAAAACCCAUGUUCAUACGAUUGAUAAUAUACCACGAACUAUCUUUACUACCAUUUAUUUGAAGGAGUUUGUUUUGGCCGUCGCGUUGCCGUCCUAAAAUCGUAAGGUCUCUGUUAUCCAUUUUGGAGACGUUGCACGACCAGUAACGUUAACCAUUCUGGAGACGUCGCACGACCUGUAACGUUACCCAUUGUGGAGACGUCGCACGACCUGUAUCGUCACCCAUUGUGGAGACGUUGCACGACCAGUAACGUUAACCAUUCUGGAGACGUCGCACGACCUGUAACGUUACCCAUUGUGGAGACGUCGCACGACCUGUAACGUUACCCAUUGUGGAGACGUCGCACGACCUGUAACGUUACCAUUGUGGAGACGUCGCACGACCAGUAACGUUACCCAUAUGGAGACGUCGCACGACCAGUAACGUUGCCCAUUUUUGAGACGUCGCACGACCUGUAACGUUAACCACUGUGGAGACGUCGCACGACCUGUAAAGUUACCAUUGUGGAGACGUCGCACGACCAGUAACGUUACCUAUAUGGAGACGUCGCACGACCAGUAACGUUGCCCAUUUUGGAGACGACGCACGACCUGUAACGUUGCCCAUUUUGGAGACGUCGCACGACCUGUAACGUCACCCAUUUUGGAGACGUCGCACGACCUGUAACAUCACCCAUUUUGAAGACGUCGCAAGACCAGUAAUGUUGCCAAUUGUGAAGACGUCGCACGACUUGUAACGUUACUCAUUGUGGAGACGUUACACGACCUUACAUAAUGUAAGUGUUUUUAAAUCUAUUUGUAUUACACCUUGGAAUAUUAAAAAAAGUUUGGAUUUCUUAAGUUGUAAGUAUUUGAAUGCUUUGUAGGUAAGAGAUGGUGAAUUUUAUGAUGUUUGUCAUUCACUAUUGAUUCGUCACACGAGCAAUAACGUUAACCAUUGUGGAGACGUCGCACGACCUGUAACGUUACGCAUUGUGGAGACGUUGCACGACCAGUAACGUCGCCCAUUUUGGAGACGCACGACCUGUAACAGAGAGUUUGAGCAAGACAACGAAGUACGAAGACGAAGGCAUACUUGACAAUUUUUGCCAUCUGUACAUUAUCUUGCGCAUACUGAGUUGGAUGUCACUGGUGGUUGUACAACGUGUCUUCCCAUGUGUCGCUGUUUAUGAAUACUGACCAUAAUUCUUGCCCUGAUCCAGAAAAAAACUAUAUCCCGUCUUUGUCCUUCUGCCUUCGUGCAGAACGAAGUUCACAACGAAUUUUGCCAAAAUAUUCGUUGUGAACGAAGGCAGAAGACGAAGACGGGAUAUGGAUUCAUGUCUCGCUGUUUUAUCUUGAUCAGGGUAAGGAUUUGGGUCAGCAUUCACAAACAGCUAGACAUGAAUCUCUAAUCUGUCAUCACUCCUGACCCUAAACUCAGUAUGCGCAAAGUAAUGUGCAAGACAACCACGUCGUCGUCUCCGACUUCGUUGUCUCGCUCAAACUCUCUAACAUCACCCAUUUUGGAGACGUCGCACGACCUGUAACGUUACCCAUUGUGAAGACGUCGCACGACCUGUAACGUCACCCAUUGUGGAGACGUCGCACGACCAGUAACGUUAACCAUUGUGGAGACUUCGUACGACCAGUAACGUUACCUAUUGUGGAGACGUCGUACGACCAGUAACGUUACCUAUUGUGGAGACGUCGUACGACCAGUAACGUUACCUAUUGUGGAGACGUCACACGACCAGUAGCAUUAUCCAUUGUGGAACGUAUGAUGAUGAUACAGGUAGAAAAUAAGAAUGAAACUAUGAUCAGAUAAAACAGAAAGGCGUUGAAUAUGGACAAAAUAUAUGAAAUUAUUUUUCGUGGGAAAACCUCGAUGCAUCCACGUACUUUUCCUUCCAUAUGGAACGAAAAACAUGGCUCAAGAGACUUGAAGUUACCACAGAUUGGACAGACAUUUUGAAGACAUGCUGAUAAAAGCAGGUGGAAAAAUCUACAUGGAUUCCCAGCUUAGCAGUUAAAACUUUCUUUCAGAACUUAAUAAUGUUACUAUUUACCUUUGGAAUUGAACUGUGGGGAGGAGUAUAGCCAGAUCGACAAAUUUAUCAACCGUGCAUACCGUAUUGGGGUACAGGGUAUAUAACAGAAAAGUCAAAUUUUAGUAAUAUCUGAGAGACACAAGAAGUUGUGGACGAAAAUAUUGAAUACUAGAAACAAUGCGUUAAGAGAACUUCUACCGAACAAGUUAGAUCGAACUUUAAGACAAAGGGCACGACUUUGAGCUGCCUCGAGUACGAAAUACAAGAUUUAUAAAUGCCUUUUCAAUUUUAUUUAUAAUAUAUAGUUAUAUGUUACCACUUCUUAAUAAUAUCAUAUAGAAUUUUAUUAGUCUUAUAAAAUUAGAUGAAUAAAUAUGUAAAUAACUAUUCAAAAACUCAUUAAUAAUGCAUGAACCAAUUAUCCAAUCUUAUUAUUAUUAUUAUUGAAUUGAAACCACAUUGCAGCCAGAAGCUGAAUUGCGUGGAUUACAUAUUAUCACAUGCACUACAUAUAAAUAUAUUAUUAAUACAAUAUUAUAAAAACCCACCCACGAUCAAAAUUCGAUUAAAAUAAGCAUAAAAUCUAUCCUACAAACUUCCUACACAUAGCAGGGAUAAAAGAGUUAUAAAGGCGGUUCGUGCGUGUAACGUACAUAUUAAAAUACCGAUUCGUCCUGAAAGAAUAAUCAGUCUCGUUCUUCGGGGGCAGCAGAUGAUGAAGUUUAUGCAUUGGAUCCUUGAUGAUACCCGUAAAGAGUUUGUCACACAUGUCCUCUCUUCUUUGAAAUAGAGUAGGCAGUCUAAAAUACUCAAGGGCCUCACAAUAUGUCAUUUCAGGAGAUAAAAUUUUUAGCACACGUUUCUGGACAGUCUCAAGUUCGUCUGCCAAAUACUUUGGGAUGGAAUGAUGGAAGGCUUGCGCACAAUACUCGAGCACAGGCCUGAUCACUGUACAAUAAAAGUUCAAGACAUCAUUGACAUUUACGCUUGCCCGUUUCAAUAAUACUAUAAAAUAGAGGCGUUUAUUAGCUUUCUUUAUACUCUCUCUGAUGUUAUCUUUCCACUGAAGUGUGCCUGUCAUAACAACACCCAAUAUUUUUGCACUCUCAACUAUAGGCAAUGCUUCUCCACCCACCAGUACAGGAUCAAAAGGUUGUUUAAUUUUUUUUAAAUCUUUUCUCAGUUCUUUACAUUUCUCAGUGUUAAGAGAUAGCCCAUUUGCCUUCGACCAAUCUUCCACAACAUCAACUGCGACUUGAACACGGCUUUCUGUGUCCUUACUAACUACUUCAGCAACAGUUGUGUCAUCAACAAACUUCCACCUCGAUAUAUCACAAAUAUCAAGAUCGUUUAUCAUUAAACAAAAUAGCCAGGGCCCUAAUUUUGUACCUUGAGGGAUACCGGAAAGUACAUCUCCCCACUCCGAAUAACAGUCAUUGGAUAAUUUCACUCUCUGCUUUCGAUUCAUCAAAAAAUCGAUUGUCCAGCGAGCAACCGCACGUGGAAUAGCUAAACUGGAAAUUUUAUCAGCCAGUAAAGCAUGAUCGAUAAGGUCGAAUGCUUUUCUAUAAUCGAACAGGAUGACUCUGACAGCAGAGCCAGUGCCAUCAGUAGCUUGCGACCAUUCAUGGAUCAUAGAUAUAACAGCAAGAGUAGUUGAACUUCUUGGUAUUACUCCAUAUUGACUUGGAUAUUACUUAGAUACUUAUAUUCAUGAUAGCUGGAGCAAUGUAUUUUUUAACAACACAGUCCUCGGCGAUUUUCGAAAUAGCGGCAGUAAGUGAAAUUGGUCGUAACUGCUUACAAAUGUCGCUAACGGGCUUAGUUUUUAUGAGGGGCACAAUGUUGGCAAGCUUCCAAGAUUUAGGUAGUUGUUGUUCGGCAUAGCUGCUGUUUAGCACAGCGCAUACUGGCUGUGCAAGGAUUUCAGCAUAUUCCUUAAGAGCCCAAUUGGGAAUUUCGUCAGGGCCUGACGCCUUUCCACGAUUAAUUGCUUUCAGUAAAUGAAAGACUUCCAAUUCGUUCACUUGAAAAGAGGAAUAAUUAUCAAAGGGGGGAAGGGUUGACAGUGGAUUGAAGGAGUUCAUGGGCUCCAAAAAGGCGUUAUUAAUUAAAUUCGCAAUGUCAGGACGUUGCAUAUUCUCGAUAUCGUCUAAAUGAAGUUGACUAUCGGAGCCGGUUGUAGGUACCAUACCAGCAAUCUGCUUCACCUCCUUCCACCAUCUCUUCGGUUUGGUCGAUUUAAGAUUCUUUACUUUUGAAGAGUAGAAUUUCGCCCGGCAUGUCUUUCGCUCGCGGUUAACCCGAUUCCGGUAAUACUUGAACUGAAAGGUAUUUCCACUGCAGGAGGCAGCUUGACGCUUCCUUAUAAGCUCUUUAAAUUCUGCAGUAAUCCAUGGAGGAUCGUGUACAUGCAAAGCCGUUUUCUUUAUGCCAAUAAUGGUGCUAAUACCGAGACGUACUAACUCUUCGAAAUACUGGAGUUUCAUUUCGCAUGUGUCAAAAUGAUUCAGAGAGGACCAAUCGAUAGAUGUAAGGUAUCUUCCAAGCUCAUGCCUUUUACUAGAUCGUAAAUCUCUACUAGAGAUAAUUCUUCUACUGCAUGACUUGGGUUCUCUUUUGCAAGGAUUGACAAUCACAACAUUAUGAUCUGAAAGACCAAAUGGCGGAAAUUUUUGGACAGAGUUCUUAUCAUAAAACGAAUGUAAGUUGGUUAUUAUUAGAUCCAAAGUCUGGUUGGCCCUUGUGGAAACGUUAACAAUCUGUUUGCAACUGAACUGUGUUAAUAUCCGAUUGCAUUUUAACCGAUUAAAGUCGCCUGCAAGAAUAAACCCACAGCCAGGAUAGGUGCUUUCAAUAGUAAUCAGUGAUGUGGAGAGAAAUUGGAGCAUUUCAUCAUCAUUAGCAUUAGGUGGAUGGUAAACGACACCAAGUAUCAAGCAGGAAAACCCGCGGGGAAGUCUACUUGGACGAACAUAGACCCACAGAACUUCGUAAUCUAUAUGGUGGAGAUGAUUCAGAGGCUUAUAAAAUAUCGUGUUCCUGAUGUACACCCCAACUCCUCCGUGGGAGCCCACACUGCGGUUUUUAUGAACAAAAUUGUAACCUGGAAUAUCGAGGCAGGAAUCUGAGAUACGGUCAUUUAGCCAUGUUUCCGUUAUACAGGCAAGGUCAGGACUCUUUUCUGUGACAAAACAACUCACUUCAUCAAUUUUGGGAGCUAAUGACAUCGUAUUUGUCAAUAGUAGUUUCGGAACGUAGAAAUAGUCAUUAGCAUUGGAAAUAACAGUUUUAUUAAUGUUAAUUUGAAUAAUAUUAUUUAAAUUACGUUGUCCGCGAUGAAUUGAAGUAGGGCGACCUGAUAGGGAAAAAUCAUGUUCUAGUAAUAUUACUGGAAAAACCUCAUAUUGGCUUUCCAUUUGUCCUUGCGAAAACCCUCCCCAGUCUGGUAGAUUCUAGCGCCAUGUUUAUUUCGUCGCCACGUCGAUUUCUUUGAUGGUGUUCUAUGGGUAACGCGAGUCGGGAUGGCAUAACAGUUAGUUAUGUCCGAAAUUUCCGUAUGUUUUGGGAAUUGACUUACUUGACCAGCAUGUUUUUGAGGCUCCUGCUUAUCAACUUGUUUUGGUGGUAUUCGAGGGUUAGGUGGUAAUUCUUGAGAUGUGAUAUAUUUAUUAGUACAGGUAUUCUCUUGAGUCGGAGGCGCGUGUUGAUUUCUAAUGCAAUUAGUGCUUGAGUAAGAAAUUAGUCACGUGCAUACGUCUUUAUAACAGCUAAAGAGCACUUUAACAAAAGACCAUUGUUAUGCAAACUAUAUAAAGAUUUUUAUAUAAAGAUUUUUAUAUAAAAAUUUUUAUAUAAAGAUUUUUAUAUAAAGAUUUUUAUAUAAAGAUUUGACUUAUUAUGCAUACGUUUUUGAAGCCAUUUAAAAAACUCGCAGGUCGUGUUUUAUUAGGUCUAAAGCCACUCGCGCUGCGCGCUUGUGGCUUUAAACCUAAUAAAACACUCCUGCUCGUUUUUAAAUAGUACAUAAAAUAGAGUAUAUGAUUGUAUAAUAGUUUUUCUGAAAAUUCCAUGUUAACUCAGACGUGUGUUUUGAAUUGUCAAUAAAGACUAUUAUUAUCAUCAUCAUCAUUGUCUGAGCCAGUUCGAUAUCUGUCCUUAUAAUAUACGUACAUGAAAAAAUUCUCAAUUCUGAUUGGCUAAGAGCAGUGCAUUUUUUUCGAAAACAGUUCCAAAAAAUGAAACACAGUGCAAAAAAAGAAAUACAGAACCAAAGUUCAUUGACUAUUUAGGCUUUCUGAUUGACUUAAAAUAUGAAACAACAACAAAGAUAGCCUGCAUGCAAUAAGAUACAGCAACUUCCAGCAGAAAUAAUAAUAAUAAUAAAUUAUUUCCAUGUGACUUAACGCACGUGGUUGCAUAAUUUUUCAUGUAUAUUAUUUAAUAAGUAAUACAAUUGUGAGUUUUUCAAAGACUUCAAAUUGACCAUUUGCGUAAUAGACUAAAUUUUGAUCUCAACAAAAAUUUCAUCACAGCUUGAAAGAGCAUCACAAAAUUAGUACUAUUCCAAAGUUUCGUUGCAAAAUGUUGUAAAAUGCGGAAAAUAUAGCCUUGCGAAAUUUGCAAUUUUCAGUCAUUUUAGAUUACAAACCGGAAAUUGACAGCCCCAAACCCUUCGAGGCUGUCAAUUUCCGGUUUGUAAUCUAAAAUGACUGAAAAUUGCAAAUUUCGCAAGGCUAUAUUUUCCGCAUUUUACAACAUUUUGCAACGAAACUUUGGAAUAGUACUAAUUUUGUGAUGCUCUUUCAAGCUGUGAUGAAAUUUUUGUCUAGACUUGUCUAGUUCAAAAUUUAGUCUAUUACGCAAAUGGUCAAUUGCACUCGUCCUUCGGACUCGUGCAAUUUUGAUAGUCUUUGAAAAUUCUCACUCCAAAUUGUACUCGAAACCAUACUAUUACCUAUCAGGAAUAUCAAAUAUUAUUCUCAUUUUUGGAAAUUACGUUCUAGUAUUUGACAGACAAGAUGAAGGCCAACACUACCAUUUUGCAGCGAAUUCUGAAGCUGAGUAUAACGACUGGAUUAAACGCAUAAAAAAUGCAAGGUAAUAUAAUGCAGUACAUAAAUAAAGACGUGUUACACAUUAUUACAUAAUUUUUGUAUGUAUAUACAUACACUGUAAACCUGCAUAUAGCAUGCAAACAUGUCACUUCAUGCAAUAUGAUAAAGUAUAUAUACUAGUUAAUUUCGUGUGCUUUCAAAGAUAUACAGUAUUUUUGUGGCUCCUCAGUUUCUAAGUGCAAGUCUGUUGCAGGUUUGUUGAGGGCCACUUUUUGCCGGGGUUAAUUAUACCCAAGAUGUUGUUAGCAUCUCACUCGAUUGAAUAUUAAUUGAAGGGUAUUGUACAUGGAAAUUAUUGAGUGGAAAUUUAUAUAUACAUUUAUUACACCUAACCAGGAACAGCUGCGAAAAAUGAAACUUUAAAUCCCUGGCAUUAUUUAAUCUUUAUUAUUAUAUUUACAGCUACGAAAAGCUUAAGGAAAAAUUGCAGAAGCUUUGUGAACAGAUAACUGAGAUGACUGGCGAGGUAAACCUUAUCGUUGUUAAUUUUCUGUUAUUAAUAUUUUUCUUUUAGUGAUAUGAUUCGUUACUGUAUAUUUAGGUCUUUUUGUAGGUUAUUUGCCUUAGGGUUGCAAGGAAUCAGUGUCAGCUCAGAAAUUCGUGUAUUGUAGUCUUUACAUACAUGCAUGUUAAAUUGCUUUCAUCCCUGAUCGUGCAUUAGGCCAAAUAAAAAAAAAUACUUGGUUAGCGUCACACUCUCACAAUUUUCAGAGGCGGGAGUGCGGGUUUUUUUUUAAAUUUUACUCGUUUUUUAAAUUUUUUAAUAGUAUUUUUUUGGGGAGAUGGGGGCGGUUUUUCCACCAUAUCGGUGAUAUUUUUUGUACUGAUGUUUCGAAGGCCGCCAUUUUGCUAUAAGAACCUUGACGUAUACCCAAGCCCACGCGCUCCUAUCGAUCAGUGUAUAGCGCGCGAAGGUCUGAGCAUGAGAAUAAUUGCAAAUAUUAAACUGUUUUAAGCUGUAAAACGAAGAUAUUUACAUUAAAAAAAAAAUUCAGAGGCGGCAGAAAUCGAGAGGCGGGCGGUGACGCUAACCAAGUUUUUUUUUUAUUUGGCCUUGUUAAUAGUUAUAUGAAACGCUAUUAUGUACGCUAUUAUGUGACGUCCGGCAUGGUGUUGUGAAAAACGUCGCUUGCUUAAGCUCUCUAAUGACGGCAGUAAUGUGUUACUACCACACCAGAUGACUAUAAAGAAAUGAAGAAUUUAAAAAGAGUUUUUCACCACAAUGACUUCAGGUGAUAAUAUAGUACAGAACUACACAUUACUUGAAAUGAACUCAAAGAGUAUUACAAUUUAUAAACAUGCACUCAUUGAUGACGUAGUAGUGGGAAGAAAACCUCGGUAUCAAUUUGUUGCUUUAAGCCCAUUUUCCACUAGACGAAUUUGUUUGCGCGAAGCGAAGAAAAAAAAUGUUGGCAAUGUGAUUGUUCAGCGAAAAAAAUUCCCGCUAAAAAGUUGGAUCAUUAAUUCCUACUUUUUUACUGUUCGCGCGAACAAAUUCGCCUAGUGGAAAAUGGGCUUAAACGUCGAACUAGAGUACGACUGGCUGCAAUAUGAUGUUUGUGAUGUUGCUCUGAGUGAUAUACAUAUCACAAACAUUAUAUUCACCUGAGUACAACACCAGUACUCAGUGCUCCAUUUGUUUUUAGCAUCCACUGCCGUCAAACCAUCCAUUCCGUGAUGACAGCGGGGUAAGCAUGUCCAUGAACUAACUCCUACUGUAUUUACGUCUACGUACUGUACACGUGAUCGUACGUUUAUGCGGUAACGUACUGUAGAAGUCAAAAUGUCGGGUAUUAGGCCUACUGUAUGUUUGCUGUCGAACGAAUUAAUCUAUUUAGUAUUUAUUUUAUUCUUGGGAUUUUUAGCCACCAGAAAAACCUGAAAACAAGCCAAUUCCAGUAGUACCAGAAGAACCUCCUUUGUUGGAAAUAAGCUUGGGUAAUGUUUGUGUUAUCUGACUGUGCAUGUAUACUCUACAAUAUAGCACUUUAGUCCCACGGACCUGAAUAUGAUCAUUACACUUACUGGAAAUGAAUUGGGAUUUAUAGUUUCUGUUAUAGACUAAUUGGUUUGCGAAAUAUAAACCAUCCCAUUCGAUUUAAACGAAAUACAUUUAACUCAAAAUAAUGCGAGUCUGCAUGCAUGUUGCUUUAAUUUUUGCGUUGCUUUUUAAACUUACUAACAGCUAUGUUUAAUUUAUUCCUUAGCUUGCAAUGAUCUAAUAAAGUCAACUGUAGAAAACAGAUUUCCAAAUGCAGUUGUGAUUGUGAGUACUAUGACACCGCCUGGAGCAACCUGGACCAGACUGGCGCAAACUGAAAUCAUAGAGGUAUGAUGUAGGUAGAAUGUCAUUUCUCGUACACUGUGCUUCGAGGAUUUUUCUUUGGGAAUUCCGGUUUUUUUCCCUCACCAUUAUGUAACUAUAUAAAGGCCGUUUUCCACUUCAACCGUAUCGAAGCGCAGUGUAUUUCUUUAUUCUCUGCAUGAGCACUACAGUGGAACUAUAUGACUUCAACAGAAAAGAAAAUGGUACGCUACGACAAAAUUGAAGUGAAAAAUAGCCUUAACGUGCACAUACCAGGAUUUUGCGAACUUUUUUUCAGCAAAAAAGUGAUCCAUAUUUCUUGACAACUGUGAGCAUACCAUCUGGAGGAAAUUUCAGUGAAGUAACAAGACUAAAACUUGCUGUCUUUGAUGUUCGUGAUCGAGAUAAAGAAGAGGUACUAAAAUUGCGUUCUGAUUGCCACUUAUGGCAGUGUGAUUUAGUCACCAAUUGUAAACUUGAAUCGCAUUCAUUUGAGUCAAAUUGAUGUGCGCAUUUGUGCGCAUAUCUUCCGUUCGCAUUACCAUGUGCGCAAUUUUCACAGAAUUGAAUUUGCCGACAAAAUGUACUUUCAACACCAGUCAAAAGUUUGAUAUUUUUUACAUUUAGUGAUGUGCGAAUUUCCUCACUUAUCACUUAUGUAAUAUUUCUAGCUGUCUGAAGGAGCUUCGCUGCUCCGGAGCUGGAGCCUGAACGCGAUUUAGGCAUUUAGGAGGGUGUUCUGUAACUGUGGUCUGAAUACGCAUUCUGUCCCUCCCGUGAAACCUGUGUCCGCAUUUUGUGGCAACAAAAUCAAAUUCGGUGCGCAACCUUUCAACAAAUCAUAUCAUUGAGUACCGACUAAAACCAAGUGUGUACGGUUUUGUUGUAUUGAUCAUUAUAUAAAAGAUACAGUAUGGUAAUGGAUAUUUUAGAUGACACAUCUUGGUCAAGCUGUUUGUACAAUCAAGGAUGUUAAGAAUUCAACGAAUCAGAAAAUUCAACUUUCUCUUACGUAAGUUUGCCUUUAUAUAAUUAGAUUUCCUGAAUAUUUACAUACCCGUAACACGUAUAGCAUGCACCAUGCAUCACAAGCAUCUUUUAUACCAAUGACAAUUAUCGGCAAACGUGUACUUCAAAUUUGUUUUACUUUACCAUUUCAUUUCAGUGGUUUAGAUUCUCCUACGCCUUCAGGGACGAUAACAUUAUUAGGCUGGAAGGUACGAAUAUUGGACAAUUAUUUUUUGGGGCAUCUGCAGACCGCGAUUCUAUUCCAGCAAUAUGCAGUUUUGUGAUAGAGUUUUACCUCGGUCGCAUGACACUCUCUCCGCAACGGCGAUAUAUAGUUAAUAAUAUAUAUAACUAUAUAUAGUUAACCCAUUUAGCGUCAGCGCUCUCCCCUUGACGAGUAAAAUCGUCUGGCGUUAGACAGAGUAAAAUAAUUUGGCGUUAGACAGAGUAAAAUAAUAACGUAGGGCGCAUCAAGGCGCAAUGCGACUCAAUGGGUUAAAUUAACCAGACACAUGCAGAUAUAUAGGCCAGUUAACACAUUAAGCGUCAGCGCUCUCCCCUUGAGGAGUAAAAUCGUCGAUCCUGGCGUUAGACCGAGUAAAAUAGUAAAGUAGGGCGCAUCAGGGCGCAAUGCGACUCAAUGGGGGUAUAAACACGCGAGCUAUAUAACGCAAGUUAACGGUCAAUUGCCUAAAUGCCCUAUAUUUUCCUGGUAUAAAAGACAGUGGUCGCAUGCGAAGAGUGAGAUUCUUACUCUUCCAAAUACUUCCUGUACAUUAAAGUGACAAUGAAACAAUAAGAGCAAGCCUGCACUGGACCUCUGCGUGUGGAGAAAGGUUUAGAACUGAUAGAGCCAUCCUAGUAUAUAUUUGGCAUACGACUAUACAACUUAUUAUAUCUAAAUUUUGUCAGGCGACCGUGGGAUUCCUCAGAUAAUAUAAUAAUGUACAUAAUGUUACUCAACUGUUACUGGACUGUCAUUGGUUGACUUCAGUGCAGUUAAUCUCAAACGACAGUGCAAAAGUCUAUAACAAACUGGUCUGAUUGGUAGAAAAACAAUGGGAUCUAAAAACAACCAAUCAGUUUAAAGCAGUCCUCAAGUAACGGCCAUUUUUAUGUAUAUUAAUACGUAAUAGGAUGGUUUCUCGUGAAAUUUGGAUAAAACAAGUACUCGUGAGUUUUUCAAAGACUUCAAAUAGCACUCGUGCUAUUUUGAUGCUCUUUGAAAAACUCAUCGUGCAUGUUUUAUCCGGAUUGUACUCGAAACCAUCCUAUAUUGCAUAUAUAUACACAUAAUAUAUUUCAGGUUGAAAGUCCUCCUGAAAAGCCUUUGGUAAGUAUACGUUUAAAUAGUAAUAAGUUUGCUGAUGGAACUCGCACGAGUUUAACAAAUUCACUCAAAUUUUAUAACCAAUCUUCCAAUCCUACCUUAAAUUAUGUAUAUGCAUGCAUGCAUGUCAUAUAAUUUAUGUGUUGGUAUUUCACUUUGUAAAUAUGGUAUAUAUUUAGCAACUAGUCGCCGAAGGCGAGGUGAUUACAAGCCUAUAUUCACUGAGCCGAAGGCGAAGUGAAUGUAGGCUUGUAAUCACCGAGCCUGAGGCGACUAACUGUUUUAGUAUAAUUUCAGUAUUGAAAAAGUCUUAAGUACUAGUUAAAACAUGAGCAGUCAAUCUUUAUCUACGACCCAUCUUAUCAGUUCAUUGGCGAAGUAAUUUUAAAAAUAAACAUUGUCUAAGCCGAGAAAAUGAAAGUUUAUGUAAAUCUUUAAGUUUAUGUAAAUCAGGACAAAUCUUUAUCCGAUUUACAAACAUUGAUUAAACAUUCAUUUCUUUUGUAUUUUCCUCAUGAAUUAUUAAUACAUUUUUAAAUUAUAAAUACAACUAAUACACGUGUUUAUUGCUGCCUAAGGCAGCGUACUAUUCUUGACAUGAAGUAUUGCGUUUACUUGUGUCCAGUCUCUUCGGCCGAGUCAUGUAUAGUCGAGAUUUCGAUUUGUGUGUGUGUGUGUGUGUGUGCCUGCCUGCCUGCCUGCCUGCCUGCCUGCCUGUCUGUCUGUCUGUCUGUCUGUCUGUCUGUCUGUCUGUCUGUCUGUCUGUCUGUCUGUCUGUCUGUCUGUCUGUCUGUCUGUCUGUCUGUCUGUCUGUCUGUCUGUCUGUCUGUCUGUCUGUCUGUCUGUCUGCCUGUCUGUCUGUCUGUCUGUCUGUCUGUCUGUCUGUCUGUCUGUCUGUCUGUCUGUCUGUCUGUCUGUCUGUCUGUCUGUCUGUCUGUCUGUCUGUCUGUCUGUCUGUCAAGCUGUCUGUCAAGAUGUUUUUCUGGGGAAAUAAUUAAGUUUCAGGAAGUUUUUUUAAACGAGGGGGCGGUCAAACUUUAUUUUGUAUUGCACUCGCAUGAUUCUUCUCCGGAUUUCAGUGCAUGUUGGAUUUUCACGAUGCAAACGAUCGAGAAUAUUUUGAAUAAUUCAGGUAAGGAUAGCUUUUAUAUUUCUUUCUGGCGAUAUACAUGAAGGCAUUUAUAUUUAAAUCUGCUGUUUGGUGUUCGAUAUAGAAGUAUUGAAACAAUAUGAUUUCACGAAUUUAUCGGCAGUUUUAAUAGCCCAUCGUCUCUAUAUUUAUACAAGAAGUCAAAAUGUACUUUUAGUUUAUUUGUUUGUGUGACGAUGUGCCAAGGCGAUGAGUUUAUAAUAUUCAUUCUAUAGAUGUCAACACGUUUUAAAAUAAACGCGGAAUGUUGUGUAUACACGUCUUAAUAAUUAGGCUUAAUGUAAAGAUAUUCCAAAAGCAAUCCAGUGUGGAUUGUUGUCUGCACGUAUUAACUUACCAGCAGUGACAUGCAAUAACAUGUCAACCGACUUUUGUACAAGACAUAACGGUCUGUAAAAAUAUAUUUCUGAGACAUGUCCAUUGUUAGCAUAUAUGUGCAAGGUGUUUGAUAUUCAAAGUGCACUUUUCCUAACUCCUGAACAGGCAUCCUAUAGGGGCUGUUUACAUGAUGGAAGGUGGGAUGAUUUUGAUGUAUUGAAAUAAGUCACCAGCUAAACGAAAGUUCAAACGCUGGUUAAUUUAACAGAACUCAAAUGUCGUAGAGAAGAUCUUGUAGUUCAAGAAGAUUAUUAUUGCUGCUUGAACAAGCUUUCGUUUACAGUUAACUAUAAUCUAUCUCUAGAAAGUGAUAAAGAUUUUUGCUGAAUUGUGCACCAAUAUACUGUAUGAGCAUGACUGACUUACUUCAAGACAUCGAAAUCAUCCCGCCUCAUAUCUCGUCCUGGCAAAGCGGGAUCAUAUAUACAGCCCCUUAUUCAGCAAUUUGAGCAUGCUGCCUCUUAUCCAUUUUUGGGGAGGCAGCACUUUCCUUGCGAUAGUAACUUCUAGUUUACUGAAAUCAUUUGCAUAAAUAAUUUACUUCCGCCUGAUUUUUUAGAGCAAUAGUUACUGCUCAGAGCAGUCUGAGUAGUAGCCUGCGUGCAGGCCCAAGGGAACUUGAUAGUGGGCCUGCAACCAUCGCCCGGUAUUUUGAAAUACGCCCCUUUUCAUAACACGCCCCAUUCGCGCGUCAAUUGUCAAAAAAGAACCAAUGACAGCACCCAAAUAUUAACAAACAAACUCGCAUUUAAUAAAAUGUUGCGGGGUUUUCUCUGCUUAUUCAGAACACCAAUAAACAAUGUGUAAAUGGCUGCGUUUUAACUCCAAAAAAGCAAGCAACGCAGUCAGUAAUUGCCAAAUUUGCAAGUGCUCAUUUUCAACUAAAAUCGGAACAGGCAAAUUAGGACGAAUUUCAACAGAAAACCAGUCUCAAACUUCAAAUCAUGAGGGAAGUCGGGCGACCACAUUAGGAUUUAUAUUAUAUGUGCUUCGCUGUCGCCAUUGGCAUUGUUAUAAAUAAAUUGUCUCACUUAUCAAAUCGUGUGUGCAAUUCUUGUUGGCGGCGGAAAGUACGAAAUUUAUUUCAUUUUGUAAAGAACUCUACAAAAGAAGAGAGCGUUCCGAGUCCAGAUCGUUUCGUUUUAAACGGCAAUUUAAUACCGCCUUCUGUUUCGCUCUCUCUGCGAAGCCUUGUAAAUCGCAAAGUGUUUCGAAUAGGCUUACAGUUCUUACAUGCAACUGCAUCUCAACAUCAACCAAAAGAUAAUUUUCUUGAGGAAGUGAGAACACAUAACGUAUCAACUGAAGUCUGUUUGAAAUUAAUGAAAUUCAAGUAAAGGUUACUAUAGUUUACCCCAGUCGUAAUUUGCUAUUCCAACACCUCACGACAAGCAAUCCCCAUUGGUAUAACGGCAAAAACAUGUCUUCCUUCAAAUAAACAAUAAACAGUCUGUUCUUGUUCCAUUUGUAAUCGAAAAAAGUGAUCAAUUUUCAAAUUUUAAGCUUAUCGAGAGCCUUUGUCUAUGCCUUUGUGAUGAAUCACUGUUCCCUUGUGCCUGCACAAUGGGCUAGGUUAAUUAAUUACCGAUCGCCUCAGCUAGCCAAUGGGAAUUUAGCCGGCGGUUCGGCCGGCGAAAAUCGAAAACAUGGGGUGAUGGUUGCAGGCCCACUAUCAAGUUCCCUUGGGCCUGCACGCAGGCUAUCUGAGUAGUAACUAUUGCCUCAGAGUUACUGCUGAGGGAGCCAAUCAGAAUGCUCAAAGGCCAUUUUUAGUGUGAAGUUUCACUUCACACUAUUGUGAUGGCUGGCAAAUUCACACGAAUCAGUCAAUCAGUCAUAGAGUAAACUUUCCGGGGGGUGUAUACGAUUUAUUUUUGUAGUGAUUUAUUGUACUUAGUCAGUACUUUGAAGGUUAUUUAGGCAAUUUCAGUUAACUUAUUUACAUAUUCUGUUAUCCUUUUGCCAAGUUCACAAAAAUUUCGAGGAAUCGCUUUCGUUAUUGUAUUUUUUUGUAAAUUUUAGAACAUUCGCUUCUCAUGUUGUGUAAAGGAUCUUUACCCCGGAACACCCGAUUUUUUCUUUAGUAGCGCAGAUGCGCAUGCGCUAUCAAACCGUAGAUCACGAUGGCGUGACGAUAUGCUAGGAAGGAGUGACAGUGUUGUUUUCAGAUGUAUAAACAUUUCAGACGUGAAUAUUGAGUAAUCUUUGGAAAUCUACGCAAAAUACAAAUUGAUCUUAUGCAUUACGGACGUUCAAUUAAGUGCCGAUAAUAUUUACACGGUAUAUUCAUUAUACACAGCUAGGAAGGAGCUAGACCGCCUAGGCAGUGCAGUCAAGUGUAUGAACAUUUCAGACGUAAAUAUUGUUAUAUUGAGUCGAAAAUCUUUGAGAUUCUAGGCAUUCAAUUGAGUGCCGAUAUUAUUUUCACGGCAUACUCAUUAUACAGAGGUACAGUACGUAGGCAGAAGCAAGACAGUGUUGUUUUCAAGUAUAUAAACAUUUCAGACAUGAAUAUUGAGAAAAUCUUUGAGAUUCUACGCAAUAAUACAAUAUAUAAAUUUAUGUUAUGCAUUACUAUCAGAUCAAUAAAGCAUAAACAACUAUUAAAUAGAAGCGGGUAAAUGUUUGUACGGCGUUUAGUAGUUUACGAAGAAAAUAACUUGAGAGACUCCUUUAUACAGAGCUCCUUAUUUAAAUAAGAAAGACGAAGAGAUAGCCAAUGGCAAUGUGUUAUCGCCAACGUGUUAUCGCCAAUCGCUUGGCUCGCCAACAAGCUUUAUGCAAUAGAAGAAAAAAAGCAAGCAGGUACAUGUAGCCAACGUGUAUUUGUUUACUGUCUAGCACAACGCCGUUGUCAACGGUGCAAACUCGUGUUCAGUGCAACGAUAACUCUACCAGAUCUUACGAGAAUCAAUCUGUAGUAUUCUGUACACAGAACUGUACCAAAGCUUGUCAAAACUGCUUUAAACACUGCUUAACUGUGAAACUAUCGAAAUCUAAAGUGACAUUAUUCAACACAUGCGAAAAGCUGAAAAUAGACACAACGUGACACUGGGAAAAGUCAAAGGUCAAUGAGACUUGUUAUUGUGAAACAUGUCAUAAUUAGGUUAAAAUGCGCAAGCGGAUGGAGCGGAUCCACGGAACGGAUAUGCGGAUAAAAUACGGAACGGAUGAGGAUAAAAUGCGUCCUUUUAAUGAUGUAACGACGUAGUGCUUAUUAUUCAUAACAUAUCUUAUACAGCUAUUUCAAUUAUAGUUUUAGAUAAAUUUAGCAUAGCAGUAGCCUCGUGGGGGUGCAAAUGAAAAUUUAGAAUAUGCAAAAUUUGGUUGUUGGUGAAACAAUUUAAAUUUCGAAUUGUCGCGUGUAGCAUCACAAUAAAUAGAUAAAUUGCAUCAGUUUCACAAGGCACGUUUCUGGUUUGUUAGGCUUGUUUUAAACGUCACGCUACUUGUGUGCCGAGCGUAUUAUAAAAGCAAUAAACAAUGAGAUGAAAUGCCUUUGGUAACUAUAUAUUUCGUAGUGUAAGGCAUCGGCUUUUCUAGGUUGUCGGCGACCCUAUAUAGUUCUUGCUGUGUCUUUUUCAAUUUGAAACUUCACACUAUCCUUGGAUCCCUAGUUCAAUACUGAAAUUAUACUAAAUAACGUUAGAAUUAAUAAAUUGAUGUUAUUUGUAGAGUUGCAAAAAGUAUUCAUUCACCUUUCCCCCGGGUAAAAUUUCAAGUUUUCAAACCUUCCUCAAAAUAUAUAAAUUAUGCCAUCCUAUUUCCUACUCACUAGUAUUUAGUAUUAAUUAUCUUGUUGAUUGCAUUGUACUAACACACAGACGAACAGUAUACAGGCUGGCGACGGCGUCUAGAUGCCGGUUACGAUUGCUACAGAAACACGAUUCCCAGAAAGUAUAGAGUCUUCCAUAUUAAACCUUCCUCACUGACCUCGCAUAUCGUAAAUCUUCCUCGCGGGUGAUACCCGUAGCUUUUUCGCAACUUUAUUUGUAUUAACAAAACUGAAAACUAACUGAACAACACAAUUUUUUAGCCAGACCCUGGUGAAACCUUUAGACCAAGAUGUGGAUCAAUUAACAAGUACGGCAAGGUUCUUUUGAUGUACUACUUGUUAGCCUGGAGCGGUUUAUCACUCACGUGAUAUUUAAACAUACUUUGACUCAAGUCGGGGUCCAUCAUUGAACUGAGGUCAACUAAAACAACAAAACCACCAAAUGGCAGCCAACGCAUCUUAUGCUCUUUCCUUUUUUAUUGAAAAGAAAAACUUCUUUUAAACUAUUUAAAACACGCGCUGGAGUAGCCUCCUCCGCAGGCAUCUCGUGGUACUUACCUACAAUAAGAACAUCAGUUAUUUGAAUAACUAAAUUAUAUAAGUUCUCGACGAUUAAGAGAUGCCUGCGGGGAGGCUAGCGCUGGAGCGUUUUAUCAAAUAUAAAACAAAUAUAUCUGUUGAUGCACGGACUGCGAGUGUUUUAAAUGACUUAAAAAACGACCCAUCUGAUGAGUUCAUUCAUGGCGAAGUAAUUUUAAAAAUAAACGUUGUCUAAGCCGAGAAACUCAAAGCUAAUAAAAGUUUAUGUAAAUUUACAUGAUUUUUUUCACGCAUGUAGAACCACCGAUAUGGCAGUAAUUUCCUUUGUCCUUCCUCAUGAAUUAUUAAUGAUUUUUUUAGUUGUAUUUAUUCUAUAUUUAUAGACCAAAAUUUGACAACGUGUUGCAAAGAUCAUUCAGAUUUCCGACAAUGUGAGGAUCAUGUUUUUUUACAAUACAAUAUAGCAUCAUUGGUGACAGUGCAUGCGCUCAAAAAUAUUGUUUUAUAUUUUUAGCUUGGGUACAAAUGUGAAGGUUGUGGAUGUGAUGGGAGAAAGCUUUCUGACAUUCAGAAUUCCUCAACAAUUAUUGUAAGUUAGCUCCGCGUUCUUACGAAGUAUGUGAUGUUAUUUUAUUGUCAUGAGCCAAUUCUUGUUUUCCUCGGAGUAGCUAUGAGCAUCAGUUGUACGCAAUUUUUAUGUCAAUGCAAAGAUCUCGUUUUCUUAAAG